Molecule: messenger RNA, 1047 nt
Organism: Cetraspora pellucida
Lineage: Eukaryota; Fungi; Glomeromycota; Glomeromycetes; Diversisporales; Gigasporaceae
Source: the annotation of a GenBank genome assembly
AUGCCACCAAAAAGACCCACAACUAGAUCAACAAAACGACAAAAUGAUAAGCGAGAACAAGAAGUUGAGGAUGCAGAAGCAGAGCUAAUGUCAAUGGAAAUUGAAAUUUCACCGAUUUCUUUAAACUCCAAAGGAAACUCGCGACAAAAGUCAAGGAAAAAAAACGCCGAAACGCGACAGAAUGAAGUAACGGACAUGGAAGACCUGGAUGAGAUGCGAAAAUUGUUGCAAGACAUUAAAGUUAAGCAGCAAAAUUUUGAAGCUUUACGAAAUAAUGACUUAGACAAAAAUGAGCAGAGUAUAAGAGAAUUCAAAAACAAUUGUGAGAAGCGGUCUCAAGAAGCUAUGGUACUUCAAUUAAAGCGUCAAAUAGAGAAUUUAGAACACGAGAAGAGGACCAUUUUGAGCCAAAGUCAAGAUUCGAUGGAGAUUGUUGCAACAAGUAGUAACAAUUCAUCGAGUAACGCUGAAGUAGCCAAAUUAAAAGAUCUUGAGACGGAAAAGAACAAACGUUCUGAAUCAGAAAUAAAGCAUUUACGCGAACAGGUAAAAAAUAUUGAGAAUUCUAACCACGCCGAAGACGUAGUAAAAUUAAGAGAACAAGUAAAAAGACUUGAGCUUGAGUUGAAACAAGAAUGUGAAAAUAGCAAGAAACUUACGGCUAAACUUUCAAAACCAUCUGUUUCCAGAAAACUAAAUCCAGCUGAACUCGAUCAAAAGUCAAAAGAAAUGCAAGAACAAGUAUCAUUAUAUGCGGAAAUGUCCAAUCUCUUAAUUCAAAAUGUAAAAGUGAUCUCACAAGAUGAAAAAACCUUUAAGUGCCUUCAUAGUGGAAGGAAUGGAACAUUGGAAUUCAAGCUCUCUUUUAAAGGAGGAGAGGCACAUUACGAACCAUCUCUCCAGCCCGAUCGAGAUGCCGACCUUAUGGCUAUUUUACCCGAUUACCUUAAAGAAGCAAUAGAUUUCAAAAAGGAAUCAUUAGAUCUAUUUUUCUGGAGAAUCUUGGAUUUUUUACAGAGAUCUCGUAACGACAGUGAUGGCAAAUGA